Molecule: messenger RNA, 3637 nt
Organism: Ceraceosorus bombacis
Lineage: Eukaryota; Fungi; Basidiomycota; Exobasidiomycetes; Ceraceosorales; Ceraceosoraceae
Source: the annotation of a GenBank genome assembly
AUGCCAUCCGACAUUUCUCGUAGCCGGAAUGCGCCCCUCAUCACCAUCUCAUGCGCCCUCGUCUCGUACGUGCACACGCUCUUUGGAUUUCUGGCCUUUGGCGGGGCAUUGGUGCUUGCGCUUAGCCUGCACUACAAGAAGGUCGUCAAGAAUGGCGUGGCUGGUUGGCCUUACGAGUAUUGGCCGAGCGUCAGUGCUACCAUAGGAGACUGGUACCCAGAGCGGUGAGCAGGGCUUUCGUGAAUGAGUGUUGGGGUCACAGGCACCCAUUGACGCAUUGCACCAAUCAACGCAGCAACAUCUUUCAAAUCUUCAUUGCGCUCAUGUCGGGUCCUAGGCUGGCACUGGUCUUGCUUUCAAGCCUCCUUGUCUCCCUCUCCAACCCGACUUCAUCCAGAGCCAAGGUGCUGCUGGCAGUAGGCGUGUUGCGCACCUUUUCUUGCGGUGGCUGGGUCUACAUCACCUCGACAGAUGACCACGAUGUCCAUGAUGUAUGCAUGAUUGCAUACCUCGUGCUCACUCCAGCCUGGAUGUACAUCAGCAGCGGUAGUCUGAGUCUGGCAUCGCCCACUUCAGCUGCGGACUAUUCCUCCAACGUGGUGACCGCAUCCGCUAUCGCAACUAAAGCGCGCACCAUGAGACGGAGAGCAGCCUUCGCUUUCUGGUCAAUGAUUCCGUUCAUGAUCUUGUUCUUCUACCGACACAAGGUCCAGCAUAUACCCGGCGCAUACACCCAUUACUCCUUCUUUGAAUGGGGCUUGAUCGUUUUCGACUUGCUGUUUGACUUUGCAAGCGUCUACGAUCUAAGCAGACUGGAGCUACACGUCGUCGAAGCCGCUGCUCCACAACGUCCUACUGGACUCGCAGAGCGCGAAGUUGGAAAUGCGAAGCUCUUCGGCGGUUCUUGGGUGGAUGGCGGGACAGCUGCUGCUGUAGAGAUGGGAGCAUGGUCCACGCCGCCACAGAAACUCGGCAAUACUAGCGCCGCACAAAAGUCAGGGUACGCAUCUUCAUUGCUUCCUAGGUGAUGUUGGCGAAUUUAGGGGAUUAUGCUACAAUGCCAACGGUUGACACUCUCAGACUGAUUCGAUAGAGUCUGAACCACGCCCAUUCCAAACAGGUACAAGAGCACGUCCAGUAGCCGUGACAAGGACCCAGUAGAAGCAUCAGCCCUUCGAGACAUCAUUAGCCUGCUAGCCGAGACCUACAUAGGUUCGUAACGAUGGCAAUGCUUGCGUAGCUGAAACGCGCACUCUUGACCGGGCUUGCUGACUUUGUCCCUGCUCCUAGGCUUCUGCUUCUGGACAACUUUGACGGCUCUGCACCCGACCAUCUUCUUCUUUAGCGUCUACAAUCUCGCAGUCGGAGGACACGAAGUGCUGCUAGUUAGCCAAGUUUUCGCGUUGGCUUUCUGCCUUUUACCUUUCGUUCGGCGAAGGCUACUGGUUGAGCCUAAAGGUCAAAAUGCAUCGGUCGCUUGUGUGGGUCGCACCGCGCUGGGUGCUGAGGUGUUGCUCCGUACCUUGAGCCUGGUUGGAAUGGGCUGCUGGUGGAUCGCCAAUCCGCUUGCUAGACUGAUAUUGACUGCAGUUGGCGCCAUGGGCUUUGCUGUGCAUUCAACGCUAGAUUGGGCAGCUGCAUGGGAACGCGAGGAGCUGCAACGCAAAGUCACUGGUGCGUGUCGGUGCCGACCUCGUCUUGACUGCAAGCUGACCUCGAUCCGCUCGAUAAAUGUCCUGCAGUGUGGCUGCUCGGCCUGUUCCUCUCUAGCGUUGCGAAGUACGGCAAUCACAGCAACAAUCCAGCUUGGCCAUUCAUGAACCAGACAAAUGGCGGCCUUAACGGCAUAGCGCUCUCUCUUGCGGUGCUCGCGAACGUGGAACAGCUCUAUGUGCACGUCGUAGCGAGACAAGCGAAGCUCGUGCCUCUCCGUACUAGAACUGCACCGCACAGCUGGCUGUCCUCCGUCGCGGCCGCUGCGUCGGCUGGUAGCUUGAUAUACUCGUUGCACACGUACAUCACCGACAGUGGCACCAUGAUCUCGUGGACUUGGACCGGAUGGCCUAUUACAGGGUAAGUUACCCCACAAAUUUUCGCGUCAACCUGAAGCUAAUUUGGCGUCUCUUUCCUCGGUAACAGUCCAAUGGCCAUUCCACAUGGCGUUUUUGUCCUCGGUGCCUCGCUUGUGUCGCUUAUGCUGUCACUUGCUAUCCCCGACCUGGGUUCUCACAUUCUCUGGUUCUUCUUAGGCGCAUUCGGGUCAUACCAACUCUUGACUGCAUCAGACUGGGACGCCUUCCUCGGUGCUAUCGCUGUGGCAGUGUUCUUGCCGCCGAUCGCUUUGCCCAUUCUUACAAACGCCAUGCAGCACCAUCCCCUCAAGAUCAUGCUUGGAGCUUGGCUCACGGCAGACUUGAUGACCUUCUUCCAAACUCUGACUGUUGCAUACGCCUUUGUUCCGGGCGGGAAACCUUUCAGAGAACACUCGGAUGCGUGAGUACAAUACUGCGAUGACGGUGCAGCUCUUGCGACGCUGACGCCCUCCGGCCCUGACCGAAGCAUGAUGGUGGCACAAUUGGCGAUGCUGUUGGCCGGCAUCACUGGCUUGAGGAUAUCGCAGCCUUCAGCCGCGCCACGGACACGCGCAUCUUUACAAGUGCUGAGCAGGAAGGGGACGCGCUUGUUCAAGUACACAGGUGCCCUAGUACUGGCGCUUACAGCAGCGGCAGGAGUCAUCUCCUCUGUCCGCCUCGUGCCUGCCAGCUCUGUGCAGCCGUAUCGCCCGCAAGAGCGAAUCCUUACGGCUGGCAUUUGGACGGUUCACUUCGCUCUGGAUCAGAAUCUUUACGAGUCGUCAAGACGGAUGUCGACUUUGAUCGGCGACAUGGAGUUGGACGUCGUUGGCUUACUUGAAUCUGACUUGCAACGGAGCGUGUUUGGCAACCGAGAUCUGACACAGUAUCUUGCCCAAUCGCUGGGCAUGUACGCAGACAUAGGUCCUGGACCGGACAAGCACACGUGGGGCGCGACUUUGCUCUCGAAGUUUCCGAUCGUCAACACUACGCACCAUCUGCUGCCCAGCCCUCAUGGCGAGCUUGCACCCGCUAUUCACGCCGUAUUGGAUGUGUACGGCGUGCACACGCACGUCAUCGUCAGUCACAAUGGUCAGGAAGAAGAUCCUCUCGAUCGCGAGCUGCAAACGACGGAGCUCGCUCGGAUCCUGCGCGCAGCAUAUCCGCAUCCAGCCAUCUUCCUUGGCUACGUCGUCACGAAGCCUCAUGCAGAUAGACCAGCCCCAUAUAAGAUCCUGUUCGAAGAUGGCAAGAUCCUCGACGUCCAUCCCGGCGACGGCGAGAGGUGGUGCCAGUAUCUGGGAUUCAGAGGCCUGGACCGCAUCGGCUAUGUCCGAGUGUCCAGGUACACCGUAACCGAUACAGAACUGCAAGUGAUCAAGCUGCGCGUGCCGGAGGCUGGGCAGGUCAUAGACCCUGACACGGACUCGAGAUCCAGGAUCACCUCUGACGAUGCUUUGCCCAAGGAGUGGCGCUUCCCUCACAAAUUCAUCGACCCACCUGCUAUGGUCUACAACAAGCACAAGUACUCUCCAUUUUAUUUCCCUCUUGCCUUUGUACCCUAA